AUGAGAGCGGCUACAAGUUCAAUCUCAAUAAAGUUUCACCGUCAGCCGAUCCGAUCUUUCCAAUCGUGCACUUUCUUGAAAUACACGGCCAAUAAACAGCAGCCCGAACGGCCCGGCAAAGCACCAACGACAAACUUACCUCGAGAUCAAAGCCAGCCUGCUGCAAACCCUUACGUUGCAACGCAGGCAAAGCCCCAGGAACCAGCAUCAGCUUCGGCGUCUCCGCACACAUUAUUCGGGCGCAAAGUGUCAACCUCGGAAUUGUCCAUGCUUCGCUCGCUCGUGCGCACAAUCUGGCCCAAGAACAACCCCAAAUUCAAAAUCAGAGUCAUUGUGGCCGUGUCCUUGCUUAUCGGAUCAAAACUACUCAAUGUGCAAGUGCCAUUUUUUUUCAAACAGAUUAUAGACCAAAUGAACGUCAACUGGGCCGACGAUGUGGGGCUACUUGCUUCAGUCGUAGGCUCGCUCAUCUUGGCUUAUGGUGGAGCAAGAUUUGGUGCUGUGCUAUUUGGAGAAUUGCGCAAUGCAAUUUUUGCUGGGGUUGCGCAAAGUGCAAUCAAGCGAGUUGCCUCCGACACUUUCCAAAGAUUGUUGAACAUGGACUUGCAGUUCCACUUGUCUCAGCAAACGGGCGGGUUAACUAGAGCCAUCGACCGUGGUACCAAGGGGAUCAGCCUGGUUUUGUCUGCCAUGGUGUUCCACAUCAUCCCGAUAACUUUUGAAAUCAGCAUCGUGUGCGGGAUAUUGAGCUGGAACUACGGUGCUUCGUUUGCAGCAGUGACGUUUGCCACCAUGCUCGCAUAUCUGAUAUUCACGAUCCAGACCACGGCCUGGAGAACGAAAUUUCGAAGACAGGCCAAUAAUGCCGAUAACCAAGCGGCCUCAGUGGCACUCGACUCGUUGAUCAACUACGAAAGUGUCAAGAUCUUCAACAAUGAGCUGUUUCAAUGCGAAAAAUACAACCGGGCCUUAACCAAAUAUGAACAGGCUAGCGUGAAAGUUGCCACCAGUUUAGCCUAUUUGAAUGCGGGGCAAAACUUUAUAUUCACGCUGGCGUUGACGGCGAUGAUGUAUAUGGGAUGUCAAGGUGUAGUAAGUGGCGGGUUGACCGUGGGUGAUUUGGUCUUGAUUAAUCAAUUGGUGUUCCAAUUGAGCGUGCCACUAAAUUUUUUGGGAAGCGUCUAUCGAGAUAUGAAGCAAAGUCUCUUGGAUAUGGAAAACUUGUUUCAGUUGCAGAAUGUACCAAUCAAAAUCAAGGACCCCGAACAAGGAGCCUCGGAUUUGGUCUUGCAUGACAAGUUCCCCGGUGAAAUCAGAUUUGAAAAUGUCACAUUUGGAUACCAUCCAGAUCGACCUAUUUUGCAAGAUGCAACCUUCACCAUCCCCGCAGGCGAGAAAGUUGCCAUUGUUGGUCCCAGCGGUAGCGGGAAAUCUACAAUUUUGAGACUAGUGUUUCGGUUCUACGACGUUGACAAAGGGCGAAUCUUGAUUGAUGGUCAAGAUAUUGGCAAAGUGUCGUUGGAGUCAUUGAGAAGGAAAAUCGGGGUUGUGCCACAGGAGACACCGCUUUUCAACGAUACCAUCAGGGAAAAUAUCCGAUAUGGAGACUUGGACUCUAGUGACCAACAGAUCAACGACGCCGUUUCGGCAGUGCAACUAGAAAAACUUAUAGAUGAUCUCCCCGAUGGAUUAGAUACCAUCGUUGGUGAGCGAGGAAUGAUGAUUUCAGGCGGCGAGAAACAGCGCUUGGCCAUUGCUCGUCUUUUGCUUAAAAACGCCCCCAUCACCUUUUUCGACGAGGCUACUUCGGCCUUGGACACCCACACGGAGCAAUCGCUUCUCAAGACCAUUCGUGGCAUUUUCAAAAAGGACCAAAAGACCAAUGUUUCCAUUGCUCAUAGAUUGCGAACCAUUGCUGACGCUGACAAGAUUAUCGUUUUGAACAAAGGCAGAGUGCAAGAGGAAGGCAAACAUGCCGAGUUGUUGAGCGAUGAAAACAGCUUGUAUGCUCAAUUAUGGAACAUUCAGGAAAAUUUGGACAUUGAAGAAGAAUUGAAACAUGAAGAGGAGGAAAGGAUCCGAGAGGAAGAAGAGAAGGCGAAGAAGAUCUUUGAGGAAGAAAAGAGACGCAAUGGUGUGGAUCGGUGA
This is a messenger RNA of Lodderomyces beijingensis, 2148 nucleotides long. The record is from the annotation of a GenBank genome assembly. Lineage: Eukaryota; Fungi; Ascomycota; Pichiomycetes; Serinales; Debaryomycetaceae.